AAUGCAGUUGACCACAAGUCGACCAAGCAGCAGUCAAGAAGAAAGGGUGAGAGAUGAGGACUUUGAGAUAGACUGGGUCUUGCUCUACGACUGUGAGGAUAUCGGUAAGCCACGAUUGGCAUUUCCCCUGGAGUGUGCCACUUUGACUCGCGAUAUCGAGGCUUAUGGUCUGGAGGCAGAAGUUCGACAUGGACACGGCGCGACCAUCCUCAUAAUCAUCCGGAUUCCUCGCAACAAGCUGGGCAACGAAGUCUACCGCUCACGAGUCAAAGACUGGUUGUUUGGAAUCGUCCAUGUGCGUCCUCUGGGCGACAGUUCUACGGUCGUCGACGCUGCAACGCCUUCCGAAGAAAUACGUUCUGUCUUCCAUUUGGUUACUUGGACAAAAGAGCAGGGCGGAGCAGGAGUGACCGCCAACUUUGGGCAAUGGAAGCAUAUCACCGCGUCGUUCGCACCGCAUGCCUGGACUGCGAACAAGAAGUUGUUGAAACAGCUGUCUGCCAAGAUUAUCCUGGACAUGAUUUGGAUCAGAUCAAGGCGCUCUUCGGAGAGAAGGNUUGCCUUCUAUUACGCCUUUAUACAAGCCUACUCCUUGUUUCUCAUCGUGCCUGCUUCAUCUGGCGCAUUGUUCUGGCUUUUCUCCAAACCGUACUCACUUCCAUUUGGUGCGGCCACAUGUAUAUGGAGCAUCACAUUCGUCGAGUGUUGGAAGAGACAGGAACUUGAUCUGAGCAUCAGAUGGAACGUCAGAGGUGUUGGCGCACUCAAAGUCAACCGCGUUCAGUAUGAAUGGGAGAAAGAAGAGACGGAUCCAAUCACUGGUGAGGUGAAGAAAAUAUUUCCCGCUCAUAAGCGUUUGAUGAGACAGCUUCUGUUUUUGCCUUUCGCUGCAUUGGCUAGUCUGGCUCUCAGCAGUGUUCUGGUCGUCACAUUUCUAGUCGAAGCUGUUCUCUCAGAUGUGUAUGGCGAGGAAUUGGCAAGCUACUGGGCUAUACAGUAUCUCCCUACAAUACUUCUCGCGAUUUCAUUGCCAUAUGUUACAGAAACCCUGACAUCUGUUGCGUCACGACUGUCGGAACACGAAAAUCAUCGCACGAAUGACGAAUUCGAACUGGCUCAAGUGCAGAAAGCCUUCGUCUUGAACUUCGUCACCUCGUUUCUUCCGCUUAUCCUGACUGCUUACGUUUACGUACCCUUCGGAACGAAGCUUCUGCCUCUCUUAGUACCAGAUGCUUGGUCGUCGCAUGUCGCAGCCAAAGACUUUCGCAUCGAUGCCCAUCGCUUACAAGAAGAAGUCAUAUCGUUGUCCAUGGCCGGACAAGUGAUCAACUUUGGCGAAGAAUUUGUUCUACCGUUUGUGAAGCGACACAUACAAGAAGCAUAUCGCCGAUACAAAGACGCCCGACAAGAAACCUCACUGCACCAGCGCAUGCACUCUGAAUUUACAAAGACUCUCCUGAUCGAUGCUCCGCGGGAGGCAACCCUACUAUAUCGGCUGCGCGCAGAGGCAGCCGCCACGNCCUACGAUGUCCAAGAGGAUAUCAUGGAAAUGUGCGUCCAAUUUGGCUAUCUCGCCAUGUUUGGCAUCGUAUAUCCGCUCAUGCCUUUGGGCUUCCUAAUCAACAACUGGAUCGAACUUCGCGGCGAUUUCUUCAAGCUCGUCAGUGAAUCACAACGUCCACCUCCCAUCCGCUCCGACUCGAUUGGUCCUUGCAUCUCUGCACUCGAGUUUCUGACAUGGCUGGGAAGUCUUUCCACCGCUGCUUUGUUGUAUCUAUACGGCAACGGCGACGUUACCAACAUCCGUCUCGACUACUUGUUGCUCACGGUAUUUAUCGCCGAACAAGCCUACCUAGUCACGAAAAUUGGCGUUCGAUUCGUCUUUGACAAGAUCGGUUCAGAUGCUGUAAGAACAGAAGAAGUUUCCCGCCGCUUGGUAAGAAAACGUUAUCUCGAGACAUUUUCUGAAGAGGCGGCUGGCGCGUCUGCUCGUCAAGAAGCUCACUCAUAUACUGCAACCCACAAGCGUUCUAGCCCUACGACACCCACAGACCCGGAGAAAAGGGGUCAUCUGCCUAUCAUCCCUGAAGUCGAGGAGACAGUCGUUGUGAGAAGUGAAUACAAGACUGAAAAGGCAGAGAGGUUCUGGAAUGCUAGAAAGGAGUUUAUGGGGACUGCAGAGGCGGGUGUGAGGUUGAUUGUUGCAAUCAAAGGGAUGCAGGGGUCGAAGAAUGAGGACAGUGGUGAUAAGUCGAAGUGGAUC
This is a messenger RNA of Aureobasidium uvarum, 2263 nucleotides long. Lineage: Eukaryota; Fungi; Ascomycota; Dothideomycetes; Dothideales; Saccotheciaceae. The record is from the annotation of a GenBank genome assembly.